Molecule: messenger RNA, 432 nt
Organism: Hansenula anomala
Lineage: Eukaryota; Fungi; Ascomycota; Saccharomycetes; Phaffomycetales; Wickerhamomycetaceae
Exons: 1
Coding region: 1-432 (143 amino acids)
Source: RefSeq, a predicted model, not a curated record
AUGUCAAAGAGGAAAAUCGAAGAUGAAGAUACAAUUGAAGACCCCCAGCACAUAUCUGCAAUUGAUUCUCCAAUCAUUGUUCAUUGUGACUUGGCUCCAUGUCAUCAUAAACCUUUUGCAAGCAGUCUAGAAUACGAAUCACACUAUCUGAACAAUCAUCAACAUAAAUGUCUUUCAUGCAAAUCCAUAUUCCCCAAUGAACAAUUCCUUGACCUUCACUUAUCAGAGUUCCAUGACCCUUUCAAUGCCAUAAGAAAGGAACGCGGUGAAAAAAUCUACAGAUGCUUUUCAGUUGGUUGUGAUAAGGUAUGUUCAAGUCCUCAAAAGAGGAAAUUACAUUUGAUUGAUAAACAUCAAUAUCCCAAAAAUUUCUUAUUUAGUAUUGUGAAAACGGGACUACGACCAAACCAAACUUCUUUAUUGAAAAGCUGA